UUUAAGGAAGACUCCCAACCGGCUUUGUCCUCCCUUAUUUGCAAACUCGAAGACUUUAAAAGAGUGGCUUAAACCCUAGCCGCUCUCUCGAUUUCACUUCUUCCCUUCUCCUUAAACCCCAAAGAAAGAUCUCUCCUUUUUUCCUUCUCAGAGAUGGCAUUGUUCAACAAAGUUGGAAGUCUUAUCAGUCAGAGCUCCAGAGCUAGUGCAUCAAUUGCUCCUGUUCCUAUGUCGUCCAUGCUUAACUCCAUACGCUGCAUGUCCUCCAAGCUCUUUGUUGGGGGCCUUUCAUGGGGAACUGAUGAUGGCGCAUUGAAAGAUGCGUUUUCAGGCUUUGGUGAGGUAGUUGAGGCUAGGGUCAUCACUGACAGAGAUACUGGGAGAUCAAGGGGUUUCGGAUUUGUGAGCUUCAGCAGCUCCGAAAUGGCCAACUCAGCUAUGUCUGCCAUGGAUGGCCAGGCCUUGGACGGAAGGAAUAUUCGCGUGAGUAUCGCCCAAGAGAGAUCAUCGGCUCCUAGAAACAACUUUGGAGGAGGUAACGGCUACGGAGGAGGUUACGGAGGAGGAAACUCAAACUACGGAGGAGGUUACUGAAGAGGAGGUUCCCAUGGCUAUGAAUGAAGAUGGGACCUGAAACAAGAGAAACACCCACUGUUUAUAGUCUUCGGUUUAAACAUGCUUUCAUUUAGGGGUCGAAUUUGUUGGUUUAGGUUUUCUGCUUUUGCUUGGAGGAACUCUAUUAUGCAUGUAUGAAUUCAACUAACGGAUUUGGAGCUGUUUCUAUUUUUAUAAUUUUUGUUCCCUCUCCAAACAUGGGUGAAAACUGAAGAGGAGGAAUAUCUACUGUGUGAGUGUGACCUUUGCAAAAUAAGUCUGGGCCGACAAAGAGGAUAUAACAUAUUGAAUGCAAUUUGGGCCGGUUGAUUCUUUUCAAUCUAAAAAACAUAUUGUAGUGAAGUGCGCUCUAGUUAUCCAGUCCAACAUAUUCAGUUUCUUAAGAACGAAUUUGUAGGGUAAUGGAUUGGAAAUGUAAACUCUAUUUAUUUAUUUAACUUAAUUGGUCUAGUAUGUUGUUUAAAGAAAGAAUGAUUAAAAGAAAUAUUGAAUCAUCCAAAUAAGUAGUAUUUUCACUUUUCCAAAAUAAUCCAGUUUGGAUUUUCAUUUGUUC
Messenger RNA from Oldenlandia corymbosa var. corymbosa, 1168 nucleotides. The record is from the annotation of a GenBank genome assembly. NCBI's taxonomy places the organism in Eukaryota, Viridiplantae, Streptophyta, Magnoliopsida, Gentianales, Rubiaceae.